Messenger RNA from Mytilus californianus (California mussel), 5069 nucleotides. Its product is annotated as ADP-dependent glucokinase-like. The record is from RefSeq and is a predicted model, not a curated record. Gene Ontology annotation, cellular component: endoplasmic reticulum. Gene Ontology annotation, biological process: glucose metabolic process. The coding region runs from base 34 to 1473 and encodes 479 amino acids. Lineage: Eukaryota; Metazoa; Mollusca; Bivalvia; Mytilida; Mytilidae. The transcript is spliced from 5 exons. Gene Ontology annotation, molecular function: ADP-specific glucokinase activity.
UGUUGGGCAUCGGUUUGUGAAUGAGUUGGCAUCAUGUUUCCCAAAACAUUAUCUGUAGCUCUAGUGGUUAUAUUUUUGGCUGUUUUAUAUUCAAAAUGGUUUCCAACAGUGGUAGAAGUCAUCAAUCCAACAGAAACAAGAAUUGUCAUGGCCUGGCAAAAAAUCAUAAAGCCACCAAUGAAAAAAUUCCAAAGACUUGUUGUUGGCUGCAACUCGAAUCUUGACUACAUAGUACCGGGAACAAAGCUACUACAAUCUUUGAAUGUGGAACCAGGUGACAAGACCGAUCACGGAACUUUACAUAGCUUAGACCAUCUUCAACAGACAUUUUCUCACUUCUUUUCAAAAGGUGCUGCAGCAGAGAGGAGCUUUAUGGAUAAAGAUGUAUUCAGGCAAAUUACAAAUGCAGCUGAAAAUUUAGAUGAUUUACAGGUAUACAUAGGAGGGAAUGCUGCUUUGAUGGCUACAAAAAUCACAGAAAUGUUUCCCGAUGUAAAGAUACAAUACAUUGGACCAGUGGGACCAAAACUUAAAGAACUAUUUCCAGAAUCUUUUACCAUUCCAGAGAGCAGUCACAUUCCUCACGAUGAAAUCCAUCUCAUUAUGGAAUAUAAAGUUGACGAGUCCUGGGGCUCACAUACAGCUCCAGUCGCAACUAGAUUCAUCACUAGCUAUGAUGAAUCAAAUUCUAAAGCUACAAUGUUGGAAACAUUUUUUGAUAAUUUAGAAAAUUUCAGUCCUGAUAUUAUUUUACUGUCAGGUUUACAUAUGUUAGAGGGUCAAAGUGACGAAUUUUUCUCACAGAGGUUGGCUGUUGUGAAAGAAGGAUUGAAAACCUUACCAAUAACACUUCCAGUACAUCUAGAGCUAGCUAGUAUGGCUCAUAAAGAUUUUGUAAAGAAAAUUUUGGAAGAGGUGGCACCACAUAUUUCAUCAUUGGGAUUAAAUGAACAAGAAUUGUCCUUCUCCUCGCAUGCAGCAGACGGUCCACAUAAAAAUGACUUUCAGGAAAGAGAAGGACAGCCUGAAAUUCACAAAGUUACAGACAUGGUCUUAUGGAUAUUAAAGACAUUCGGAUAUUCUGAAGACAAUCAAGACAGUAAACUAACAAGAGUUCAUUUUCAUUCAUUAACGUUUCAUAUUAUUGGAACAGUGAAAGGGGCGUGGCACAACAAUAAAGAAGCUGUGGCCGCAGGAACAAGAACAGCUGGAGAACAAGCAUGUGAUAUGAAAACUAUUCAACCAGAUAAAGUCAAAUUAAGAAUUCCCAAAACAUUUAAACUAUUUACAGGGGAUGGUGAUCGAGAAUUUGAUGAAUUUAAUCCAGUUUUAUCAUGGGAAUUAGAAGGUUAUAAGUUUGUUUUUAGUCCAGUUUUAGUUUGCAUUAAUCCUUUGCGAACUGUAGGUUUAGGAGAUGCCAUUUCAUCAACAGGUCUCAUGUACUCCGAAUAUAAUCCUGAUUUUAGUAGUUGAUGAAACUGGUCUAUAGAACUUUGGGAUAAAAUCUCAUUCCAUUCAUUUUAACAUUUUUUUUUAUCAUUAUACUCCGUUCACAAUUAAGAUACCUGAUAUUUUAGAGGGGUUUGUUUUUGUAUUGUUGGUUUGUACAUCAUGUUCCAUAUUCAUAUACCGGUAGUUCUUUACAAAUUAAUUAAUAAUACAGAUUAUCUAUGACUUUGAAAAAGAGAAGGAGUUUCUUGGUUCAUCAACGAGCGAUAGCCCUGAGUUGAGAUCCAGCUGAGAAACUUUCUCCAGUUGAGAGACCAUAGAUAAUCUGUUAUUUUCCUAGGCAACAUCAAUGACAUUGGCAGAUGAAGUCAAUGUGUACUCACUCUACAUGACUUGAGAAAAACCAUUAUCAGUUUAGUCUCUUGAUAUGGAUAAUUAUCACACAAAAAUUAUCAAAGUAAAAUUUAAGAAAAUAGCGAUAUAAAAGGUGACAUAUUAUCAAUAUGCAAUAAUGAAUUGAAUUCAGAAAUUGUAUGUAGUAUUGUUUAUGUAGUGUGGUUGUUUAAAAAAGUUGUGGGUUUUAAACCCCUCUAGUAGUUAAAGGAAUGAUUUGAGUAAAGUUUUUUUAUGAUUUCAAGAUAGAUAUGAUAUGUACUGUAACUAGCUUAUUGAUGUUCUGAUAUUGCUUUAGUUUGAAUUGAUAACAAAAUAAACUUAUGAACCAUUUGUAGCAGUCAUUUAGGAAGAACUAUACAAUCAUGUGAAAAAAAUACGACAGAUAAGAUACAUGUAUUUUACAUAAUUUUAUGCAAAUUAUGUAACAAAUCAGAUUACAUGUGUAUUGUAACUCAGGGUUUUUGUUGACAUUUUUCAUAUUUAAUAUUUUUAAGAAGCGUUUAUAAAACAGAUGCAUCAACAUACAACAGCUAACAGUAAGCAUUGUGUUAUUUAUUGCAAUUGUCCAUGCUAAGUUACUUUAAAUAUUGAUUAUUUUACUUAUUUACAUUUAAUUGAAUAAUUAUCAGCCUGAUGAUGUAUUCCAUGCAUGUGCAAUUUAUUAUGUUUUUAAAUCACAAAUAUCAAUUUGAAACUGUUUGUUUUUAUGAAAAAAAGUUAUUUAUUUUUAAUAAUUCAAAUGAUAUGUAAUACCAUAGUCAAUUGUUGGUUGUUAAAUGUAAAGUUAGUUAUGUUUCAAAUACAUAUUUUUAAAUCAGCAACAGUAUUGAGGGUGAUAAAUUGUUAUUUUGUGCAAUUAAAUGUGUUUGCCUUUUAUAUGUUGUCUGCUAGCAAUUAUUUUCUGUUUUGUGUUAAAUAGGUAAAAUAAGACAUUGCAGGACUAGAUUUAAAUUUUUUUUUAUCAUACUUUACGGUAAAGAAGAUGUUAUUCACUGUCCCAUUUUUCUUUAACUUAACUGUAAUUUUCUUGAUACUUAUGUGUUCAGCACAUCUAUAUAUACUCAUGAUAGUCCAUGGUAAUAAUACUUGUACUACUUUUACUGUACCUUACCUAUGAUAUCAAUUGGGGGAAAGUGUUUCGGUUUGCAUCUAUAGUCAUCUGUUACUGAAUGAGCUUUUGGUAAUAGAUCAUGUUUUAAGGUGGUGUAGUUUAAAGUGUGUGUAAUAUUAACAGAAGUCCAUUCAAGAUGAGGCCUAUGCCAAAUACAUUUUAUAUGUCUAGAGAAUUUUGUUGCCUCUAUUAAAAUUCAGUGAUUAGGGGUAAACAGUUGGUUUAAGUUACAAUUUUAUAUAGUUUCAUAUUAUAUUCAUGCAUUGUUUACAUUGAUUUGCAUCCAUGAAUAUACCAGAUACAAAAUACAUAAAAUAAAUUGUCAGUAUUUAGAUAAAUUUCUGAUGAAGUUGAUGAUGAUGUUGAUGGAUGGACAUUUAAAAUCCUGUGGCAAAUUAAAUACAUAUUUAGGACAAGAACAUGUUGAUAUAUUAUGAAUUUAAACGCUGUUUUGUGCUUGAUUGAAACCCUGUGCCAGAUUUUUUACAUGCUAGUUCACAAGUUAACAGUUUGUGGAAGAGCUGCAUCCAGACCCAGACUCUUUAUUCUAACUCCAGGCCAAUAAGUCUUUGAUCGUACUAAUGCCUUCUGGAGAAACAGCUAAUACCAAUUUUCAUGUCUCUGGUGUGACCCAGACAGGGAUGGUUGAAGUAAAGAUUUUAGGUAUUUACAUAUAAACAUCUUCAGCAUCAUUUGGUCUCUGGAGGAGAGUUGUCUUAUCGGCAAAUAUACCACAUCUUAUUUUCAUAUCACUAAAAUGGGAUCCCCAUUCAGACUUUUGUUAGUUAAUAUAUGAUAACUAAAUAAGAUAGCUUGAGCUGUUCCUUUGAAAAGAAAAUUAAAAGCAAAAAAAUGUGAUAAACAAUUUAUUAUGUAAGAUUUGCUAGAUAUAGAUCUUAUGUAUCCAACUUUUAAAAUUAAAUAAAAAGAUCACCUUUGUACUUCAACCUCCGUUUUGCUGCCAGUUUUGAGCAUAGAUAAUAUGCUGACUUGUAGGAAGCUGCACUUAAAUCAGAUCUUUAACCAACAUUUGCAUUUAUAUAUAUUUACUUAAAUUGACCUAUAGUUGUUUUAAACUUCUACGUCAUUUGAUCUCUGUUGGAAAGUUGUCUCAUUUGCAAUCAUACCACAUCUUAUAUUUAUGCUAAAUUAUAAUUGAAGUAUCUUUUCAUCAAAUUUUUGACUAGACCCUUGUUGUUACCAUGAGAAAUAUAGCAUAUAACCUUUUAUAAUAAGUAGUUAUUAUAACACCUGUAACCAAGAGCAACACUUUUAAUCAGUUAUAUACAAGGAAUGAUAAAGACAUUUUAUAAGGUGAUAAUUUCUUUAUAAGUGAAACACUGCCAUAUAUGUGAUACUGUGUUAAAGUAGCCUUUCAUGAUUUUUGUUCUUUUUUAAAAUUUAUUGAUCUUUAAUGAAAUCUCUGUAGAAUUUUCACAUUAUGACAGAAAGAUGCAUAAAAACAGAUCUGGUUUAUGAGACAGCAACCCAACUUUAAACAAAAAGCAUUGUAUUACAUUGUAUUCCGUUUCAAAAAGAAAAACAGUCCUUUUUCUAUUUACCAACUUAAAGUCUGUUUCCAAUUUAAUGAUGAAUUUGAUGUACUUAAGCUUUUAUGACUUUUCAUUAUGUAAUCGCCGUUUUUGUCAUCCCAUUAUUUCAUUAUAUGUGUAAUGGGCUUAAGAAGUAAAAUUACUGUUACCGCACAAUAAACCAAGCUUGUUCUGCUUGCUUUUUAUAGGCAGGGAUACAGUUUGUCCUACCUUGGUGUUGUGUCCUUUAGUAAAAAUCUAGAAUUAGAAACAAAUUGGUAAUUGAAAAAUACACUAUUGUUGCUAGAAAUUAGAACAAAAUUAUGAAUUUUUAAAAUGUUACUUGUUAUAGCAAAGUUGACAAGUUUCAUGAAAAAUUAAAAUAUGAUAUCAGAAAAAAUAAUCCGAAAAGAUCAGUUAACAGUAUUAGUUAUUAGACAGUAAUUGAUUUACUGUGCCACAAAAUAUUAUGUUGUAUAAUUUAUGAUAAAAAUUGUUCCCAUCUACUUUGUGUCAUAAUUUAAAGAUUUCAAUGUCUCUUUGUCCUAAAUCUUUUUAUUAAAGAUGUAUGUUUAUAUGCA